Messenger RNA from Polychytrium aggregatum, 2004 nucleotides. Its product is annotated as nucleolar complex-associated protein-domain-containing protein. The transcript has 8 exons. Gene Ontology annotation, cellular component: nucleolus. The record is from RefSeq and is a predicted model, not a curated record. Gene Ontology annotation, biological process: DNA replication initiation. Gene Ontology annotation, molecular function: chromatin binding. The coding region runs from base 1 to 2004 and encodes 667 amino acids. NCBI's taxonomy places the organism in Eukaryota, Fungi, Chytridiomycota, Chytridiomycetes, Polychytriales.
AUGGAGUUCUUUGAGCAGUACGGCAACUUUGCCAACUUUCUCUCGGGCAUCAAUCCCGACGCACUGAGCCAGAUGGUCGAGAAGAAGGUGCUGCCAAAGCCCGCUCCCCGGAAAGCCGAUGUCCUCAGCGACUUGGACUCGGAGGCAUCAGAGGACGACUCUGAUGUCGAAACAGCCUUUGAGCAGAAGCCGCGCGAGAUUCGAGUCGAGUGGGAGCAAGCCGAGAAAAACUCCAACCGUCUCCCCAUUAAAACCGAAGACGGGCGGCUGCGUCCCUCGCAGAUCGUCGUGAUGAACUCAAAGGCGAAUGAAGCUACGGUAUCGGCAAAGCCGACCGAUGACGACGAGGAUGAUCAUGGAAAGAAAAAGAUGCAGCCACGACAGAGGGCUGCGACAUCAGCAGCUGUACAGCCCCCCGCAAAGCAGAGCCGGACGUCUCGUCGGGUUGAUGCUCAAGAGCAGUUUGCUGCUCUUGCUUCGAGUAUUAUCGAGAAUCCAGAGGAGAAUAUCGGCGAGCUUCGUGCCUUGCGCGAACUAUCGAACAGCAGCGAUCCAGUCAUCCAGAAAGUCGGCAUCCUCACCCAGCUCAUGGUUUAUCGCGAUAUCAUCCCUGGAUACCGCAUCCGCAAGCUCACAGACAAGGAGCUGGCCGUCAAGGUCUCAAAGGAUGUCAAGAAGCUGCGCAACUACGAAGAAACGCUUCUGAGCAACUACCAGGCUUACCUGCAGUCCCUUGACAAGAUCAAGGAGGACUCACCGCAUCGGGAUUCGUCGCUGGCGGUCGUUGGAGUUCAGUGCCUGACCGAGCUUCUGACGAGCGUGCCGCACUUCAACUUUCGCAUCAACAUAAUGACCGCUGUUGUCUCGCGGAUGGUGGUGAAAAGCCCGCCCGAGAUCCCUCAGCUGUGCUGCGAUGCCAUCUCGACCCUCUUUAGCAAGGAUGAGGAAGGCGAGCCCACGCUGGAAGCGGUCAAGCUGAUCUCCAAGAUGAUCAAAGCUCGAAACUAUGUCGUUGGUGAUAACGUCCUCAAAACUUUCCUCACGCUGCGGCUCAAAGAUGAACUGGUGCCAAAGAACGACUCGAAGCAGAAUGACAAAGCAAGCAAGAAGCGGAAGAAGGAGCAAGAGCACGUAUCCAAGAAGAUGCGCAAGAUCGAAAAGAAGGAUAACGAGGUCGAAGGCGAAAUGAAAGAAGCCGAGGCUGUCUUUGACAAAGCGGAGAGAGAAAAGAAGCAAACAGAGACCCUCAAGUUUGUCUUUGUGACAUACUUCCGCAUCCUCAAGAACGCCACAUCCUCGCCGCUCCUGCCAGCCGUUCUGGAGGGCCUUUCGCAGUUUGCGCACCUGAUUAGCGUCGACUUUUUCGCCGACCUGCUCAACGUUCUGCGCAAAAUCUCGCUCGAGCAGUACAGGCAGUACAUGGAAGGCAAGGCCGACCUGGACCCACGCAGCUCGCUCCACUGCGUCGUUGCGGCCUUCCAGUUGCUCAGCGGUCAAGGCGAGGCCAUCAAUAUCGACCUGAAGGACUUUUGCGCGACCAUGUACAGCCAGAUGAUGCGGGCACCGCUGAAUCCGUCGGUGGCUUGGACCGGCAGCGACCACAUUUCCGAGAGCAAAGCCCGCAGCCUGAUCGAGCUGAUUCUGCUCGCGUUCGACUUGCUUUUCUGCAAGCGCAAACAGUUGUCGAUGGACCGUGUAUCUGCCUUUGUCAAGCGCCUCGCCGUAAUCUCCAUCCAUCUGCCCUCCAAUGCCCUCCUGGCCUGUUUGCACAUGAUCCGGGCACUUGUUAUUAAAUAUCCCAAGCUCGAAUACCUUCUAGACACCGAGCGGCUCGGGACGGGUGUUUACCGCCCCAUGUUGGACGACCCAGACCUCUGCAAUCCAUAUGUCACAAACCUGUGGGAGCUGGCGCUGUUGCGGGUGAGUCAUGUCGUGCAGUACGGAUCAUGCGUCUGGAGAGCAUCGGCCGGGUGGAUCGCCAAUCCAUCCCGCAGGUCAACUUGA